Anoplophora glabripennis (Asian longhorned beetle) is the source of this 4831-nucleotide messenger RNA. RefSeq names its product fibril-forming collagen alpha chain. The record is from RefSeq and is a predicted model, not a curated record. Lineage: Eukaryota; Metazoa; Arthropoda; Insecta; Coleoptera; Cerambycidae. Gene Ontology annotation, molecular function: extracellular matrix structural constituent. The transcript has 19 exons. The coding region runs from base 77 to 4693 and encodes 1538 amino acids.
CCUCACAGCCGUGUAGUGCCAGCCCUGGGACUGGGGCACACGAGUUUUUGGGGUUCAAAACCCCCCACGUGUAAAGAUGAAGUGUGAAAAGUUUAUUUGGAUAGUGUUAAUAGCAAUAACUUUUUUGGGGACAACGUCAGAAGCGCGACUGAGAAGGAAAUCCAAAAGGAUGAACGUACAAGCCGAUGAUCCUGAAGCUGAAGUUCAAAACCAGGAAGGGUCUUACACUUAUGAAGAUUAUGAAAAGGAAUUCGACUAUACUGACGAUUAUGAUGAAAAUGGAACAAAUUCAACACCAAGAACUCCAGUGACAACACCCCAACCACUAAACGAGAGACCAGUGGACGUAGAGGAGAGCACACAGAUCUUCGUCCAACCAGAUGACGAACAACCAACUCCACAGCCUACCAGUAGUAUAGAUGUUCAUGUAUUUCCUCCAACUACUCAACGUCCCUUGAAUUGUAGACAUGAUGGGAGGUUGUAUCAUGAUAAACAGAAAUGGUUAGUGGGCGAGUGUACGAACUGCACCUGCAUUAGGGGAAAGGUUGAAUGUAACACGGAUGAUGAAUGUUUAGCAAAGUUGAGGCCAACAAGAGAACCUCAUAUUGGUGGAGGAGGAGAAUUUUUACCACUACCAGGUCCACAAGGACAACAAGGAUAUCCGGGCGAAACAGGGAGGACUGGAGAAUCUGGGUCACCGGGAACACCUGGGUAUCCUGGAGUGCCAGGACCGCCAGGUCCUCCAGGUCCUCCCCCAGACUUGUCGCAAUAUUAUCAGCAAUUGGCACUAUCACAAGCUAGCAACGACAAAGGUCCAACUUAUCCAGAACCGUUUCAAUAUCUACAGGCAGCAGUAGGACCAGUUGGUUCCAGAGGGCCACCAGGUCCACCCGGACCAGCAGGGCCUCAAGGCUUUCAAGGUACCAGAGGUGAAACUGGAGAACCUGGACAACCUGGACCACCAGGAUCUCCUGGAUUAAGAGGGCCACCGGGUCCCCCCGGAAAAGACGGGGAAAGAGGAGAAGAUGGCGAAGCAGGUGCAUCGGGUCCCGCGGGUCCUCCGGGAUCUAGGGGAUUACCGGGAAUGCCGGGGCUACCUGGAUCUAAAGGUCAUAGAGGUUUCUCAGGUUUGGAUGGCGCUAAAGGUGAACAAGGCUCACUUGGAGAGAAAGGACAACAAGGUGUCCCAGGACUAAUGGGACCAAUUGGCUUGAUGGGGCCAGUAGGACCUAGAGGGGAACGAGGACGAGAAGGACCACCUGGACCGCCUGGUUUAAGGGGGAUUGAUGGCAUUGCUGGACCACCAGGUUUCCCUGGAUCCAUCGGGAAGCCAGGUUCACCAGGUUUUCCAGGAAACCCUGGUGCCAAAGGUGAUCAAGGAUCACAAGGCUCAAAAGGAAGUCAAGGCCUACAAGGACCUAUGGGGGAAGCUGGUCGCCCAGGACAACCCGGAGAAUCAGGUCCACCAGGACCUGGUGGUAAAGACGGAUAUCCUGGUGAGAAAGGAAGCAUUGGAGCACCAGGUCUCAUAGGACCCCCUGGAUUUCCUGGAGCUAGAGGGCCCCCAGGAUUGACCGGAAGUUCAGGGCAACCAGGUGCCAAAGGAGCUCAAGGGUUACCUGGAGAACAUGGCUAUAAAGGGGAGACAGGAAUGAAGGGAGAAACUGGAGCUCCAGGACCAAGAGGUCUUCCUGGUUUGGAGGGAGUAGAAGGUAAACGAGGGAAAAGAGGUAUGAGAGGACCUACUGGACCUCCAGGGUCUUCCGGAGAACGUGGUAUACCAGGUGCUAGAGGAUUACCAGGCCCAGAUGGAGCGCCAGGAGCUAAAGGUCAAACUGGGGAAAGAGGAUUUAUAGGCCCUGUAGGACCCAAAGGAGCUACAGGAGAACCAGGUAGGCCUGGACAAACAGGUUUGCAGGGAUUGAGAGGUUUAGCAGGUCGACCUGGACCACCAGGCAAAUCUGGAUCACCCGGCGAAAGAGGUCUACCUGGGCAAGAUGGAAAACCAGGAGAACCAGGAGCGCAAGGCAUUCAAGGCUUACCAGGGCCAUUGGGACCUCCAGGGGAUAAAGGAUUAACUGGUGAACAAGGUAAAGACGGUGAGCCGGGGCCUCCAGGCCCACACGGUCCUAGAGGUGAUGCAGGAAAAGAUGGACAACCAGGACCACAGGGUCCACCCGGCCCGCCAGGCAUUGAUGGAGAAAGAGGUGCACCGGGUGUUGCUGGACCGAGAGGAUUUCAAGGACUUCCUGGAGCAACAGGAAAUCCUGGUACUCCAGGUAAGGAUGGAGAACAAGGAAUACAAGGGCCUCCAGGGACUCCAGGUAAUCAAGGAAAUAGAGGAGAAAGAGGGUUUCCUGGAGAAAGAGGGCCAAUAGGUCAACCUGGUCUUCCUGGCCCAAAAGGAAUCGCCGGUACGCAAGGGGUUGACGGUCCACCAGGUUCACAAGGCCCAAGAGGUUUAAAAGGCCACCCUGGACUUCCAGGUUUAGUUGGAUUACCGGGUCUUAGAGGACAACCGGGACUUCAAGGAGAAAAAGGAGAACGUGGGUCAUUUGGGCCAACAGGUCCUGAGGGCCCCCCAGGUCGUCAAGGCGAACGAGGUCCGCUUGGUCCCAUGGGCCCACCUGGACCACCAGGUGAAACCGCUGCUCCAGGUGAACCUGGUCUUCCAGGUUUGCCAGGGGAAUCCGGUGCUCCAGGUAGUCCAGGAGAAAGAGGGGCUUUAGGACCUCAAGGUGUACAAGGAUUUCCUGGACCACAAGGCCUUAUAGGAUUACCAGGUCUCAAGGGAGAAAGAGGGUUUAUAGGAUUUAAGGGUAAUCAGGGUAACCCGGGACCAGUAGGAAGACCUGGAGAGUUUGGCCCCCAAGGGCCAAUGGGAUUAACAGGUGUUAAAGGAGCUCGAGGUGAACCUGGGCCAAGAGGAGAUGUUGGACUGAUGGGACCACCAGGAAGACCAGGAGAACCAGGUCAAGCCGGACAACCUGGUAAUAGUGGUUCACCUGGCCCACAAGGUUUACCAGGUAUUAAAGGUGCUACAGGAGACAUAGGAAGAGCAGGAGCAGCAGGUUUACAGGGACUGCCUGGAUUACCUGGACUUGAAGGUCCUAAAGGAGACAGUGGAUCGGAAGGUCCUCCUGGACCCAUAGGUCAAAUAGGUCCUCAAGGCCCUUCAGGAGAUAGAGGCUUACCAGGUCUUCCUGGACCUCCAGGAUCUACAGGACUGAGAGGAAUGAGAGGAGCACCUGGAGAAUCCGGUCCUCCAGGUAAACCAGGAAACGAAGGUCCUCCUGGACCUCAAGGUGUAACAGGACUGAUAGGCCCACCAGGACCUACAGGAGACCAAGGACCAGAGGGUCCACCUGGUAAGCCUGGUCCACCAGGAAUUGCGGGAAGAACUGGAGAUAAAGGACCACAGGGUGCUCCUGGUCAACCAGGGAAUAAUGGACCACCAGGACUGCCGGGACCUCUAGGUUUGAGCGGCCCAUCAGGUGCUACUGGAGAAAGGGGACCACGAGGAGAGCCAGGACCACAGGGAGUAGAGGGACCUCCUGGUGAAAGAGGUAAAACUGGUGCACCAGGCAUAGAAGGGGCUAAAGGAGACCAUGGGGAAAUUGGUCCUAAAGGUGCAAAAGGUCACAGAGGAUUAAUGGGCUUGCAAGGUUUACCUGGAAUCUCAGGUCCUCCAGGAGAAAAAGGUCCACCAGGAGACCACGGCAUGCCUGGCAAAGAAGGGGAAACUGGAUCUAGGGGUCCCCCAGGAAGAGAUGGUAGUCUUGGCCCACAAGGAAUAGCGGGUCCUCCAGGUCCUAGGGGUGAGACUGGCAGUGAGGGAAGACCUGGACCCCCUGGAGCUCCUGGUCCAGCCGGUCCACCUGGCCCACCGGGUGAUGGGAUUGGAUAUGACGCUGCAACCUUAGCAGCUUUCCUUACACAAGGUCAAAAUAAUCAAAAAGGACCAGAUCCUUUAGGUGAUCAACCACCCAGAAUAUUUGGAAAGCAGUUAACUGAAGAAGAAACUAGAGAACUUAUAAAUAAAGCAUAUGAGCAACUGAAAACUUCAUUCGAUAAACUUAAGAAACCGAGUGGACAAAAGAACUCUCCCGGAAAGACUUGUAGGGACAUUGCAGCAGCUUAUCCGGAAUCUCAGAGUGGCCAAUACUGGGUAGAUCCCAAUGAAGGAGAUAUCAGAGACUCAAUCUUAGUCCACUGUGACAUGGAAAGUAAAGCCACCUGCAUCAUGCCUAAACCCGCCAGAUCUCCAGAAAUUCAUUACAGAGGAAAAGAUUCAGAAAUUUGGCUCGGUGAAAUAGAAAGUGGAAUGAAGCUUACCUAUAAGUCUGAUAGCACACAAAUAGGCUUUCUACACUUACUUUCAUCUAAAGCAUCACAAAAUGUCACAUAUCAUUGCAAAAAUUCAGCAGCUUACUUUGACACAACCAAGCAUACCUUUAGGAGGGGACUGAAGUUAAUGAGUUGGAAUGACGUCGAGAUUACGCCUAAGGGGAAACUUAGAUAUGAAGCCAUCAUUGAUGAAUGCAGGUACCGAAGAGAUGCUUGGGCAAUGUCUGUUUUGGCAUAUUCCACCGACAAGCCACAGAGGUUACCCAUCGUAGACAUAGGCAUCAGAGAUGUUGGAGAGUCAAAUCAGACCUUCUGGAUUGAAAUUGGAGCUGUUUGCUUCUCCUAAUAAAAAAAUUAACUACUUAAUUUUUUAAGUAGAGCCAAAUAUCCACUGCCAUAUUCAGUGUUCAAAUAAAUGAAAAAUAAACUUAAUUACGUGUAUAGUAUAAAAUAUGUUACAUUCUUUUUUAUUUUGUUUUUCUAA